Messenger RNA from Pleurotus ostreatus (oyster mushroom), 1092 nucleotides. RefSeq lists its product as uncharacterized. The transcript has a single exon. The record is from RefSeq and is a predicted model, not a curated record. The coding region runs from base 1 to 1092 and encodes 363 amino acids. NCBI's taxonomy places the organism in Eukaryota, Fungi, Basidiomycota, Agaricomycetes, Agaricales, Pleurotaceae.
AUGCCACCGGGUUGUGAGCUCGGAGAUGACGAAAUAGGGUCUUCCACAGCGGAGCUUGUGAUCGUAGGAGGAUCAGUGAUCAGCGGUACUGAAGACGAACGAGAAGAAGAAGGCGGUGGAGGGUCGAGAAUAGAGCUGAUGCCACCCCCAAUGACUGAGGUGAGAGUAUCAAUAAUGCCACCGCUGCGAGACGACGUAGGUUCAGGUUCUGGCGCGGACGUGAUUACUGCGGACGAGGAUGCUGAUGGCGUAUCCGGGUCUUCAACUGCACUCGAAGGUGCUGAAGAUGCUGAGGAACUCGGGGGCGCAGGUAGAAGAAUCGAAGUCACGUCUCCUAUGACUGACGUGACCCCUCCAAGUGCUGAUGUGAUCGGGUCGAGAAUGCCACCGCCUCGAGUAGUCGUUGGCGUGGCGGAUGAGGUCGAUUCAGCCUCAGAGACUGCAGUUGUACUCGAUUCGCUGGCGGACGUCGGUGGCGUAGAUGGAGUGGAUUCGACCUCGGACGAGCUUGAAGGCUGUACGGACGAAGAUGUUGACACGGGGGGCGGUGGCAAUAAUAUGGACGUUACAUCGCCGAUUACUGAUGUGAUGCCACCGAGUCCCGAGGUAAUUGGAUCUAGAAUCCCACCUCCUCGUGUAGUUGAUGGCUCUAUCGAUGAUGAAGUCGAAAUGGAGCUGCUCGAAGUCAAGGAAGCGCUAGACAGCGACGAAGACGGCUCUUGGCUGCUGGUCGAUGAAGAAACAGAACUUGAAGAUACAGAAGAUAUAGAAGGGGAUACACUAGGGGUAGAAAGUGAGGCCGAUGAUGAGACUACGGAACUAGAGGAAACAGACGAAAUGGAAACAGACGAUGAUGGGGUAGAUGAUGAUGUGAGUGAUGUCGUUGGCUCGACUGAUGUCGGCGGUAGAAUGGCGGUCACGUCUGGCAAUGAUGAAGGGGAGCUUAUUCUCGGUGGAGAAGGCUCAUCGUCGUCCUCGUCGUUACCCAGAAUAGACGAGACUACCUUGGCUACGGACCCACAAAUUCAGUCCCCUUCGUUCCUCUUCAUCGAAAGAAAGAAAGACACUCACGCAAGUUCAAGUCAAGAUUGA